CAGACAGGGUUUUCUUUGCAGUAGGUUGCGUCGAUAAAAGAGGUGACUGUGCCACUUAUGCACGUCAGACAUGUACUAAUCCAAAAUAUACGGAAUGGGUCAAAGAUAAUUGUGCAAAAACGUGUUUAUGUUCUGGUGGAUUUGUUUACACUGGAAGGUAUGUAGGACCAAGCGGAACAGGGACCGGAACAAUGACUGGGAGCAAUGGACAAGUUACAAUGACUGCAACAACUACUCCAGCUCCAAUGCUGACAACUACAGCAAGUAAAACAACUACUUCAACAAUUGGAACAUCUGCUUCAACGAUGGGAACAACUACUACAACGAUUGGAACAACUACUUCAACAAUGGGAACAACUGCUACAACGAUGGGAACCACUACUACAACAAUGGGAACAACUGCUUCGACAAUUGGAACAACUGUUACAAAACAUCCCUACAUGGAUGAUCCACGUAUUACAUGCGAUAUGUUUGUGUGCAAUAUUGACUUAAAAAUCUUUUGCCAGCUUACAUGUAACAGAUGUCCAUGAUGUACUCAUUAUGUUGCUAUUAAAG
Molecule: messenger RNA, 555 nt
Organism: Mytilus californianus (California mussel)
Lineage: Eukaryota; Metazoa; Mollusca; Bivalvia; Mytilida; Mytilidae
Exons: 3
Coding region: 192-530 (112 amino acids)
Source: RefSeq, a predicted model, not a curated record